Messenger RNA from Thelazia callipaeda (thelaziosis nematode), 1674 nucleotides. The record is from the annotation of a GenBank genome assembly. Lineage: Eukaryota; Metazoa; Nematoda; Chromadorea; Rhabditida; Thelaziidae.
AUGAUGAAUAUGGUUAAUGGUUACAUACUGUAUCGGUUGUUGGUUGAUAACAAGAACAAAAGUGUACCAUCACGACGGCACAGUAUGAUGCCAUUUUCAGGGGGGCAAUUAGCACAUAUUACACAAACAUCAUGUACCUCAUAUACUGAACCCUUCUGCUCGCCAGUAAUUCAACAUGUACCAAUUAGGAAAAGGUUGAGUUCAGCUGGACAACGUGACUCAACUGGUAAUUUAAUUAAUUUCUAUCUUGUUUUUCAAAUACUAAACAUUUUAAUAGUUUAUUUAAUAUUAAUAACUGAUUAUUUAAUAAAAUUAUUUGAUAUAUGCAGUGAUGAAGAUCCAUCAUCUACUAUUAACUUCAAUCCUUACUUGUGUCGACGAAGAAGAAUGUCACUGUUACAAACGUUACGGUAUCAAAAUAGGUUAUUAGCAGAGAUGGGAGUAGAAUGUCGAGGCGAAAUAGGGCAAGAUAAUGAUACGCAAGUAAGCCAUCAUCAAUCGCUGCAUAAAAAUCGUCCAAGUGAUCUCUCAUUACACUCACCUUUGGAAGCACACAGUUCGAAACAAACUUCAUCGAUAACAAAACUAAAAAAUAAAACAAUUGCAUUUUUUGGAAAGCGUUCUCUCAAAAAAAAUCAAAAUAUCAAAGAACGCAUACCUUCAGUGAACUCAUUAAAAUAUCUACGAAAUAAUGCUGCUGAGCAACCUAUUUAUUCUUCUAUUGAAUUCAGUGCCAAAGAAAAUCGGCGUUUCAAAUCUCCUUCAACAAAUGACAGUGGUCAUGGUAGUCAAGGGCGAUAUGGUAUCGACGAUGAACAUACAGAUGAUAAGAUCAAUGAUCAGUGCCAAGGAGAAAUUAAAAGUGUAGUUGUAGUUGAACAAGCAAAUGAAAGCUACAUCGAAACAAGAAAACAAAUCGCUCAACACAAUAAUUCUAAUUUAGCAAGAAGUUUAUCAUGCCCUCAACUGGGAUUAAAUCUUCGGAUUUAUCAUGAAAUUUGUCGACGAGCAAUAUCAACACAUCAACAAAUAAUGUCCAUUAAUAAUAUUGAAGGUGAAGACGUUGGUGAAACUUUUGGUAACUUCAUGCCUAUUACCGAAGAAUCGUUCGUAAUUGAUAAGGAUAAUAAUUGCGAAAAUGUAGCUGGUAAUAAUACACCAACAAAAUCAGUACAAAGUAGUAGCUGUGAAGCAUCAGAAUAUAUUGUUGAAAAUGAAUAUGUCAAAUAUGCAGUAAAAUUACAUCGAAAUUACAAUCCAUUUGAUGAGCAAAAUAAUAUGAGUGGUAAAGAAUAUUUGGCAAGUAACUGCUCACAAUAUCAGCAGUGUUUACAACGAAAUAUGAAUAAUUCAAAAAAACAAAAAUUAAAACUGACCAAUGGUUUAGUAGUUGGUCAAAACUUUUAUGUUCCAUUAGAUAUGCGCAAAAAAUUGGAAAGAUCGCAUGUUUUGAAUGAAAAUACGAGAUCGCAAGAUGAUGAUAUGUAUGAAGCAGAAAAAUGCGCAAAAAGUCCAUCAACUGAACGAGUUACUUAUCAGAAUUAUAAAAUAGGACUAGAUUAUGAUGCAGAAUUGGAUUCAUCCAGUCUCGUUUAUUCAAGUGAUGAAGACGAUAAUGAUAAUUUGUCUUUACUAAUGCUUGAUCAUUAUCUUCCAGGCAAAUCAAGUGAGUAA